Messenger RNA from Corythoichthys intestinalis (scribbled pipefish), 4252 nucleotides. It is a transcript of the gene s1pr2, whose product is annotated as sphingosine-1-phosphate receptor 2. Gene Ontology annotation, molecular function: sphingosine-1-phosphate receptor activity. The transcript is spliced from 2 exons. Gene Ontology annotation, cellular component: plasma membrane; cytoplasm. Bases 447 to 1562 code for a protein of 371 amino acids. Gene Ontology annotation, biological process: regulation of metabolic process; adenylate cyclase-activating G protein-coupled receptor signaling pathway; sphingosine-1-phosphate receptor signaling pathway. The record is from RefSeq and is a predicted model, not a curated record. Lineage: Eukaryota; Metazoa; Chordata; Actinopteri; Syngnathiformes; Syngnathidae.
AGGAACACUCAAGCAACGGCAAUCGUGCUGCUGGAUCCGAGAAAGUUAGACUGCGACGGGACACGUUCUGGAACCCUCCAUCGCUACCCGAGAGUUGAUUCGACUCGCACCGGAGUUCACGUAAAUUUUUGUCCGCUAUGGAUCGUCUACAAUCACGGACGAGACGGCGCGUCUUGGCACUGAAACGGCUGUGAGCGGAGGGGAGAUCUGAACUUUUUGCAGCCUUUUUUGUUGUUGUUAUUAUUAUUUUUUUGUUUGUUUUGAUUUGUUUUGCAAGUUUAUGAUCACAUGUGAGCGCCACUGGGGACCAAAGUCAUCUUUUCUCUCCCAUGGGGUGACCCACAUAGAUUUCCUGAGACGUGACUGUGGGACAGGCGUUCUCCCUCCUUCCUUCAGGGCCAUGUUCAUGGUCCACACACAUCCUCCAGCAUCAGCUCGCUGAGUGAAUGAAUCCUUGCCGUGAAGGAGCUGUGCUGUGCCAGCAGGUCGCCAUGAGAAGCAGAUACUCCCAGUAUUACAAUCGGACUCUGAUCCCCUAUUACUAUGUGUUCGCCAAGAACAUGACCAUCGAGGACCUGGACAAGCGCUACGAGGCCAAAAAGUUGCUGACAGACCCAAGCAUCAUCAUCGUGGUCCUGUGCACUAUUAUCAUCCUGGAGAACCUGCUGGUUCUCAUCGCCGUGUGUCGCAACAAGAAGUUCCACUCGGCCAUGUUUUUCUUCAUCGGAAACCUGGCCUUCUCCGACCUAUUGGCCGGCUCGGCCUACAUCGCCAACAUUUUCCUCUCGGGCUCACGGACAUUUGACCUGGUGCCCGUGCAGUGGUUCAUUCGUGAGGGAACAGCGUUCAUCGCCCUGGCGGCCUCGGUCUUCAGCCUCCUGGCCAUCGCCAUCGAGCGCUACAUCGCCAUCACCAAGGUCAAAGUCUACGGCUCCACUAAAACGUGCCGCAUGUUCCUGCUCAUCGGAGCCUGCUGGGUGAUGUCCAUCCUGCUGGGCGGGCUCCCCAUCAUCGGGUGGAACUGCAUUGACAAUCUCCCCGAGUGUUCCGCAGUGCUGCCACUCUACUCCAAGAAGUACAUCCUCUUCGUGGUGACCAUUUUCAGCCUUAUCUUGCUCUCUAUCGUCAUCCUCUACGUGAGGAUCUACUUGAUCGUACGCUCAAGCCACCAGGAGGCCACUAACUCCCCCGCCUACGCCCUCUUGAAAACGGUCACUAUCGUGCUCGGGGUCUUUAUAAUGUGCUGGCUCCCCGCUUUCACCAUCCUCCUCCUGGAUUCGUCCAGCACCAUCCAGUCCUGCCCGAUCCUCUCCAAAGCCAACAUCUUCUUCGGCUUCGCCACGCUCAACUCUGCGCUCAACCCGGUCAUCUACACGCUGCGCAGCAAGGACAUGCGGAAGGAGUUCCUGCGCGUACUGUGCUGCUGGGGGGUGCUGCAGAGCGGGCGGCCCGCCGAACGUUGCCUGGUGCCGCUCAAGAGCUCCAGCUCCCUCGAGCACUGCACACACAAACACGAACACCAAACCACGCCCAUUAUGCAGCACUGCACCACAUGCGUGUGAUAGCUGCGGCCAAAAAAUGAGCAGAUGCAAUCGAGUGAACUUGCAAUCAAAUGACGCUCGUGUCAGGGUGUGAGACCACUUUUUCAUUCAUUCACUGCCAUUGACAGCGAUAGACAUCAAACCCAUUUGAAAUGGGAAGGUUAGCAUUGAAGUAUCAUCUUUCAACGCCGUUGAUGGCGAUAGACGUCCAAUCUAUUUGGACUGGGAGAGGGGAGCCCCUCCCAGUCCAAAUGGCUUGGAUGUCAAUUGCCAUCAAUAGCUGCUAAAAAAAAACAUUCAUGAAAUAACCUUCAAGCCGUUUGAACAGUUAGAGGGUUGUUAUUUUGUUUACCUAGUUUCAUUGUUUAAAACCAAAUUACUUGCAAAAAGUUGUAAUAUUACGAGAAUAAAGCAGUAGUAUUAGAAAAAAAAAGUUAUUACUACUACUACUACUGUUUUAUUAUUAUUAAUAUGCGGAUAAAAAAAAGUCGUAACAUAAAUUCAGAAUAUUAGGUAACUCUACAUAAUAUGUUUAGAUAUAGCACGGCUAAAUCAUAAUAUUACGACUUGACAUAACACUUUGAGAUGUAGCACUGGACCGCCUCCGUUGAAAAAUAGGCCUACGAGAUUAAAGCCAUAAUAUUACUUGGGGGGUGGGGGGGUGUAAUUCACGAGGAAAGUCAUAAUAUUACUAGACUAAAAUUGUAAUAUGAGAAAUAAAGUUGUAAUAUUACAGGAAAAAAAGUCAUAAUAUUACUAGAUAUGGGACUACAUAUGUAUAUGUACAUACUAUAUGUUAAAUUUAUCGAUGCAGCAUGGAUAGAUAUUCAUAUCAUGACAUUACAAAACCAUAUAUUUCACUACCAGUUGACCACAGGGCUCGGGGCCGAUCCGUAGGGGGCCUAUUUUCAAUAACUUCAAAUUCAAAUAUUUUCAAACCCAAAGCCGCUAGCGACCUAAAACCAAAACAGGCACCUCCCUUAGGCAUAUAUGUGUCUCCUUAAGCAGAGACAUAAAAAAAAUUCAACGUCGUUCCCUAAUGAAAUGCCGGUUCAUUAUUUUUUAUACAAGUAUAAAAAAAAAAAUUAAAUGGCUAUAAAAAUCUCAAAUUCUACGCGAGAUGUUCAAAAAUAACGAAAUGCAGCAAUAAUCACCUAUAUUUUCAGGAUCAAUGGCAAUAUUCAACAUAUAAGGUUUUGCCCAAAAUAGUAACCUAAUUUUUUUUUUUUUUAUUUAGUGCAAGUUUUCAACAGCUAAUAAAUCACUCUUUUCACAUCAGAAACUUAAUACUUGAGGAAAUCAUGCAGAAUCAUCACAAUUUUACUCAACAAAAGCAAAAUUAGAAUUUUUCUAUUUACAAUCACAACUUAUUUAGGUUGAAUUCCGAUGUUAAUAUUGCCUCAGCACGGAGGCAUGCCUUGCCAGCUAUCUGGACCUCGUCCUUUUUAGAUUUAAAUGUUACAUAAAAUAAAACAUUAAAAAAAAAAAAUUGUAUGGACGCAGAAAUGUCUGAAUUACUACUUUUUUGCCCAAAAAACGGGCAGUUGGCCGAAAAUUACCUGAUUAUUUGAAUGUAAACUUACGCUACUGUGUAUGGACACAACUUGACGGCCAUCACAAAACCAUGAGCUUUUUAAGUUCAAAAUUCUUGUAAAUAAAUGCGUACAUCACCGUAAUUUUUAUAGCUAUGAACAUAGAACAGUCUAGAUUCUUGGUUAAAAAUUAGACAGUUAUCAUUCAUUUUACAUAAAUACUUCAAGCUAAAAUUAAGCUAUUGUGUAAUCCAAUGUGGCAGCCGUCACAAAAGAAAGAGCUUUUUAAGUUGAAAGUGCUUGCAUGGGGCUCUUUUAAUAAUAGUUACCUUGAAUCCUCGACCAAAUCACUCUUGAGACAAUCCUGCCUGCUUGCAUGGAGUAAAACAUUUGUCCUGUUUCCACCUAAAUCUUGCGUUUGAACGCAGUGAGUGUUUGAGUUUAUCACAGUGAAAGCCAACCCAGCUCUGUCUGGGUCGGCCUCCAACGGGAAGGCGUGGCACAAUGUUUGUGGGAGCUGUUUUGUCAACUGAUAGUGAAGUCUAUGACAAAACUUUAAGUACCAUAUUUUCUGCACUGCAAGGCCAAAAACGGCCUGCUAAAAGCCUUCAAUUUUCUCAAGAGCAGAUAGUGCGCCUUAUAAUCAGAUGCGCCUUAUAUAUGGAUCAAUAUUAGCCAAUCAUGGCAUGACAUUCCCACCACCAUCUAGUGGCUGUAUAACGCAACCCCAACCACUGCUACUACUACUGCACCUUAUAUUGUGGUGUGUCCGAUAUACUGUAUAUGAUAACAGUUUUAAAAUAGGCUAUUCAUUGAAGGUGCGCCUUAUUCUCCGAUGCGCCUUAUAGUGCGGUAAUGCAGUACUUUACAUAAUAUUAUGAGACGGAGCACUGCGCCGCUUCUUUUAAAAUGAACAAUACUGAGCAUCUCAUGACGCUGAAUUUUAGAAUGGGUAAUAUGACGAUUUAGUGGUGCUGCAUCAUACAGAUUAUGUACAGGACAUAAGGUUUUGUAAUAUUAACCACUUAAUUCUCAUAAUACAGUGUAUCACAAAAGUGAGUACACCCCUCGCAUUUCUGCAGAUAUUUAGGUAUAUCUUUUCAUGGGACAACAUUGACAAAAUGACACUUCAACAUAAUGAAAAGUAGUCUGUUUAUUUUCCCCUCAAAAUAACUCAAA